This is a messenger RNA of Prunus armeniaca (apricot), 747 nucleotides long. The record is from the annotation of a GenBank genome assembly. Lineage: Eukaryota; Viridiplantae; Streptophyta; Magnoliopsida; Rosales; Rosaceae.
AUGUCAGACAUGAAGAGAUGCUUGGAGAGGCAAGAGCGAGAAAUUAAAGAAAGAAGGUGUAAACCAGCUGGAGAAAAAAGGAUGCAACAAGAAGAAGAUGAACAAGUUGCCGUGGUAGUGGGUUUGCUUGAUCUAGAAAGCCAAGGCCACCGUUGUGGUUCACAAGUCAGCCGUGGCCCAAACGUGGACAGACAUAGGCAUUCUCAGGGGCGAUAUAGAAUGAAACCCCAUUUGUUCAAUAAAGUCAUACAUGAUGUUUGCAAUUACAAUGCAUACUUUGUUCAAAAGUGUGAUGCUGCUGGAGUUUUGGGGCUUCUUUCGGAGCAAAAGCUUACAGCUGUUAUACGAAUGUUGGCGUAUGGUUCAUCUACUGAUCAGGUGGAUGAGAUUGCUAUGAUGAGGAAGUCCACUACUCUAGAGAGCUUGGUCAGAUUCUGUGAUGCAAUCGAAACUCUCUACACCAAGGACUACCUCCGCAAACCUACGCCUAGGGACCUUCACGGGCUUCUACAGAAAGUCGAAGCUCGAGGAGAUUAUGGAAAUAGGAAAAGGAAAAAAAGUAUCCUCCUUGAAGCUGUUGUUGGAUUCGAUACAUGGGUUUGGCAUGCCUUCUUCGGAGUUGCCGGAUCUCAAAACAGCUUGAAUGUGCUGGGUCAAUCCCCGGUAUUCAACUAUGUCUUAAGAGAUGAAGCCCCAAAUAUCACUAUGAAAUCAACAAUACCGUCUACUGGAGUGGGUAUUAUCUAG